AUGGUAUUGCUGGAUGUGUGGAUGAAAAACAUUGAUUACAAUUGUACUUGUUGUGGAGAGGAUGCAAACAUCGAUUCGACAAGACGUAGAAAGAUGUGCGAUAAAUUUCAGCUUUUUCGAACACUUGCUGAAAUCAACGUUGAGACGCUGAAGAAAAUUGUUGCACGUUCAGAUCUGUCACCAUCCGGCGAGCUGUCCGUGUUUAAGGCUGUCUACAAUUGGGCGGAAGCUGAAUGCAAACGACGUAAAAUGGAACCAACGCCACAAAACAGACGUCUGGUUAUGGGUGAUGUCUUCAACGAAAUACGUUUUCCAACGAUGACUGUUGAAGAACUGGGUGAAACAGCAAGCAGCGGUGUGCUGAGUGACGCGGAGAUUGGUAUUCUGUUUCGUUAUGUGACAUCGACCGUACACACAGGCAUAGAUUUGCCGUUUCCAACGCACGAGCGUCGAAUUCUGAGCCGAUCGCGCUAUGUGGUUCGACGUUUCAUGAAUUUGAACAAGAAUAUUUGCAAAAAACAGCGUAGCACCAUUUGGUUCAUUGUGAAUCGCGAAAUACUGGUGACAGCGCUUGGAAUCUAUGGCUUAGUACAGAAUGAAGCGAAUGCGGAGGGCAGCGAAUGGGAAACGACCGUUGAUAUUGAGAAGAUCCGGAUUACGUCGGAUACGUGGGAGCGAUUGAUUGACUGA
Messenger RNA from Gongylonema pulchrum, 690 nucleotides. NCBI's taxonomy places the organism in Eukaryota, Metazoa, Nematoda, Chromadorea, Rhabditida, Gongylonematidae. The record is from the annotation of a GenBank genome assembly.